UUCAGGAUUAUUUAACUGUCAUUGUCUCUUGGCUUAAAAUGAAAUAACCUGUUUAUCACGGUUGUCAUCAAGGUUACGAAAGGUUAGAGGUGAAGGUUCAUGCGGUGCUGCGUGCGCUGUGGAGCACCUUGAGGAAGAGUCCCGACACCAUGCGACUGACCGCUUUGCUCGCCAUGGCUGCCCGCGUCAAGGUGCCCCCGGGGUACCGCUUCGGCACCAACCGGCCCUGGACCAUCAACGCCCAGAGGCAGAACCCGCCGGGCAAGAAGAGGAGGAGGGUAGCGGUGGAGCCCAUCGCCCCCGAGGACUGGCACGUCUUCAAGGGAGACACGGUGGAGAUCCUGUCUGGGAAGGACAGCGGGAAGCAGGGAAAGGUCAGCCAGGUGAUCCGGGCGCGGAACUGGGUCAUCCUGGAGGGACUCAAUGCGCACUUCCGCUACAUCGGAAAGACGGAGGACUACCGGGGCAUGUACAUCGCCAGCGAGGCCCCCCUGCUGCUCAAGGACAUCGCCCUCGUGGACCCAUCUGACAGGAAGCCCACGGAGGUGGAAUGGCGCUACACGGAGGAGGGCGAGAAGGUGCGCGUGUCCCUAAGAACGGGACGGCUCAUCCCCAAACCAGUGGUCCAGCGACGGGACGGGAUCGUGCCCGAGCAGUGGAAUGAUGGUCCCAAGGACACGUCCCCGGAAGACGCGCUGGAGAAGACCUACACUACGUCGCUGAAGACCUUCGAGGAGGAAGUCAUGGAGAAGAUGGGCAUCGUGGAGACCAGGCGCGCACGAAAGAGCUUCUGGUACUGAAGAUCCGUCCAGGAGAGGAGCUGAUGGGCCGUUUUUUGUUCCGAAAACAGCCUCGUAACUUCGCUCUGCUGAUUUCCCCCGGGAGGAAGUUGUGUGAGCUUGAUGACAUGGCGUUGGGUGUGCUCAGAAAGUGCGACCUGCAGGCUUUAAAUUCUCAAGGUUUUAAUUUGGGGAUGGGGCAGCUCCGGCCAUGCAGGGCUGCAGAGCCCUGAGUUUUCAUUCUGCUUUAGAUCUCUCUUGACUUAGCUUAAUGAUCUGGAUCACAAGCCAAAGCCACAGGUCACCUGUUAUACGAGGUCUUCCUCAGCUGCUAGUUGAACAGCACCAUAAAAAGACCUACGGGCUCCCAGUCCACCAGCACUGGAGCUGAAGACCCCGUACAGCUACUGGGGGUUCUGCCAGCACUUGUGUAAGCAUGGGCAGAUUUUCUGGAGUCAAAGCAGGCAGCCCCAGCCCUUCAGUGCUUUACAUCUCUUCUGGCUUCCCUGCCACACUCUCAGGCUCUCCGGCUAAUUAACAUCCAGCAAUAUUGACUUGAUGGGACAGCAAUCCGAGAAUUCCAGAGGGUCUGUUAAGUGAUAUAGGUUUCUGUUGAGGUCUUGACCGCUUCCCAUAGGCUGUUAGUAAAUGUCUUGAAUGCUCUUUGUCAGUUCAUCACGAAACAGUGCUAUUUAACAUUUUUCUAUACAUGCAACAAUAAAGACCUUUCAAAAACA
Lepisosteus oculatus (spotted gar) is the source of this 1516-nucleotide messenger RNA. RefSeq names its product mitochondrial ribosomal protein L24 (gene mrpl24). The record is from RefSeq and is a predicted model, not a curated record. Lineage: Eukaryota; Metazoa; Chordata; Actinopteri; Semionotiformes; Lepisosteidae. Gene Ontology annotation, molecular function: RNA binding; structural constituent of ribosome. Gene Ontology annotation, cellular component: ribosome; mitochondrion. Gene Ontology annotation, biological process: translation.